AUGGAGGAUCUAACAGUGCAGCUUGAGCAAGUCGCACCAACAUUAUGGGAAACGUUGGGUUUGGUGUCGACCCCAGACCAGUCGACACGACGUCAAUCAAGUGGAGAUAAUAGGCGGGACAAAAGUCUGGUUUUCACAACAAUCUGCGCCCUUGUUAGCGUCUUGCGUUCACAGAAGGCCAACAAUUUUCAGAUGGUCGUUGGACUCUUUUUACUGGGUUCAGGGGCAUCAAAAAGAGAAAUCUCUGUCCUUGCCCAUGCAGGUCUCUCAAUCUCAUAUGCGCUCAUUAUCGAUCACGUCAAGAAGCUGUCUACUGAGGGCUUAGUCACUAUUCAAGAGGUGUUCCGGACUUUGAUGGUCCAAAUCGUAUGGGAUAAUCUUAACAUCGCCUUUCGUAUUGCAGAACAGCGGAUGGGCUCAAAGAACCAUUUCGACAGCGGCACGACAGCAACUAUGAUUCCUGUUUUUGACCCGGCGACUGGCAAGCAUGCAGCUCAUGGGACUCUUCCGCUUGAAACAAACCUGUCCCGAGAGCGAACACUCCCAGUCCUUGAUUGGACAGCAGACGACAUAUUACCCAGUCCUCAAGAAGCGGAGCAGAUAUCGCAGACAUGCCUCUGGCAGCUCAAGCGAAUUGCACUUGAGCAUAUUCCGGGUGUUACUGAUGUGCUUCGUGAGUCGCUGGGCGAGUGUCCUACGGUCCAUCAAAUUCCGCUGCAUAAGACUGAGCAGUAUCCCUUACCUGCCAUGAAAUUGGACGAAUCAAGUCUUGACGGUACGAUCGAGGUCUACGAAACAAUACUCCGAAAUAUCGGGGUUAACGAUGAAGCACUCCGUAAACACGGAAUCGUGUUCGAUGAUGGUGAUUUGCUGACUGACUCGCUGAAGGAGAAGUUUGAGUCUGCUCGCCGCAAUAGCACCACACCAAUUGCAGGAUUUCGAGCAUCAUGCCGCCGAUUUGGUCUUUUCCAUGCUGAGAUGGCAGGCUGUCGGCUCACUAUCAACGAGCACUGGGGUUCACCAAACUCCGUAUGGCCUGGGAGCUUAUGGUGGGAGCACAACAAGCUCCUACACCGAAAGCCUGUCAAGGCUGGGUGGGGUAACAAGAAAGCGACUGAUUGGAAGCCUGCUCAUGAACUCCUUCAAAUUUCUAUUGCAGGUCAUAUUAUGGAUGGCUUUCGGCUUUAUUGUCCCGACAACGAACUCGAAAAAUGGGCUUCAAAGGCAACAGUUGCGCAAUUCAAUGAAGUUGCUGAUUCUGUCAUGCAGAAACUUUUUUCGACCAAAGCAAUUGUCAAGCUUCACUCACAAGACAAAUACGAUACCGUGCUUGAGAAUAAUAUUCUCUAUAAUCGCGACACCCUAUUCUACAUCGAUUUUGUCCAUGCCCUCAAGCAAGGCGACAUUAGUCGAGUCGUGAAUAUCUUGCGCAUCUGGACGUUAAUGAUGCGGUCACCGAAGACAAUGCCUCGAUAUGCAGACGCCAUGUUCGAGACACUUGUUCGCAUCAAGCACUUUCCAGACAAACAGAGGGAGCUCUACCUUGCAAAUUGGCUGGUUAAUCUAUCUGGUCGUCCCUUCGGCUUCAAACCUGUCGACUUGCUACAAGAGCACCAGAAUAUGUGGGCGAAGACAGUAUACAAUGCAAAGAGUGCCAACAAAAACUGGAACUGGCUCGCGAUGAUUACGGUCUGUAUUUACAGUCUUCGUGAAGCUAUGCGAACAGUACAGACCUCAUUUCGCAUUCCAGCAUAUGGCGAGAAACAUAAGAGCCCCGAAAUCAAAGCCGAGGUUGCGAUCAUCACCGCUGCGCUGAAGGACAAUAACAUCUAA
Mycena indigotica is the source of this 1833-nucleotide messenger RNA. RefSeq lists its product as uncharacterized. NCBI's taxonomy places the organism in Eukaryota, Fungi, Basidiomycota, Agaricomycetes, Agaricales, Mycenaceae. Bases 1 to 1833 code for a protein of 610 amino acids. The record is from RefSeq and is a predicted model, not a curated record. The transcript is spliced from 4 exons.